CCCAAAAUAUCUCAUCCACGAUGUACCCGUCCAAGAUGAACAAUCCAUGGCUCCAUGCCGAGCUCAUAUGUAAGGAUCGGAUUGCGUCCAAAUCGGCUCUGCUCACUUAGAACCAGCCCUUCAAGACAUCUUACGUGCCGAUUUAGUCCAUGAUCCGGUGAUGCCCUCCAGCCUAAUUCCGCCUUAUGGGCCAAUGUGUAGAUUGUUGAUGUAAUCUACGCUACAUCAUCCCAAGUGCCUUAUGUUCUCAUAGAUAAGAAAGUUACACUGUUGACGUAUUAUUUCUAUAAUUAAUUCCUAUUUUUGAUUAGUUCCUUCUCCACCGAAUGCCUGGUCAUUGCUAGUGUGUUCUUAAAUGUAGUGUGCAUAGUUUAUUCCUUUCCAAUUACCCUGUUGACGUAUUAAUCUAAGAACUUAAGAAACAUUCCAUCAAUCUCAUAACUAGCUGUUUCAAGUAGAACAAGUUUUUAUAUUGUCCACUGUCUCUUAUUAUUUUCACAUAUUUUUCAUUUAAAUUCUGCAAAGUCUUGUUCUCCUUUCCGAUAACAUUAUUGAGUACAUGUUUUCUUAGCAACGAGACUUCUUCUCGAAGUAUGUUUUGAUACAAUGGUUCUGAAGAUGAGUUCAAGAAUUCAAGUCUGCAUGCUCCUGAUUUUGACUUUUUGCCAAAUUUGUUCUGUUUCAGCGCUAACAAAUGGUUUAGACGCUUCUGCUUUACAAGCCUUGAAGAGUGAAUGGACCAGGUUUCCUGAGAAUUGGAAAGGCUCUGAUCCUUGUGGAACCAAUUGGGUUGGAAUUACAUGUAACAAUAACAACCACGUUAUUUCAAUAUCAUUAGGCAACCUUAACUUGGAAGGAAAGCUUUCUGCCGAUAUUUCUUCGUUGGCUGAACUGCAGAUCUUGGAUUUGACAUCUAAUUCUAAAUUGUCUGGAUCGCUUCCAUCAAAUAUUGGUAACCUCAGGAAGUUGACUACCUUGAACCUUAUGGAAUGCGGUUUCAGUGGUGAAAUCCCUGAGUCCAUAGGAUCUCUAGAACAACUUAUAACUCUAUCCCUUAACUCAAAUAAAUUUAGUGGAACAAUUCCAGCUUCCAUUGGACGAUUAUCUAAACUAAAUUGGUUUGAUAUAGCUGACAAUCAGAUCGAAGGAACCAUUCCAGUUUCUAAUGGGACUUCUUCACCAGGACUGGACAUGCUUCUUGAAACUAAGCAUUUUCACUUUGGGAAUAACACGCUUUCUGGGGAUAUCCCAGAAAAGCUCUUCUCCUCAAACAUGACUUUAAUACAUGUGCUAUUCGAUGGAAACCAGUUCACAGGCAAAAUCCCGAACAGCCUCGGCCUCGUUAAAACGUUGACAGUGUUACGCCUUGAUAGGAAUAAACUAACAGGAGAUAUUCCUUCAAGUCUAAAUAAUCUCACAGAUCUGAAUGAACUGUACUUGGCUGACAACAGACUUACAGGUAGCCUUCCAAAUUUAACAAGCUUGGCCAAUCUCUACACAUUAGAUGUGAGCAAUAACCAAUUGACAUUCUCACUGAUUCCAUCAUGGAUCUCUACAUUAAGGUCCCUGUCAACAUUAAGGAUGGAAGGGAUCCAACUCGAAGGUCCAAUACCAAUCUUGCUCUUUGCCCCUACUCUAUUGCAGACUGUUGUAUUAAAGCGCAAUCAGUUAAAUGCAACAUUGGAUUUUGGUACCAACUAUAGCAAACAAUUAGAGCUUGUGGAUUUACAAAACAAUGAAAUAACUAAUUAUAAACCAGAAGCUAAUAAAGGCAUCCAAGUAAUAUUGGCAGAUAAUCCAGUGUGCCGAGAAGCAGGGAAUCAACAGAGUGACUUCUGCAAAGAAAUCCAACCUAGUACUGAUUUUUCUGUUCCACAAAUAAACUGUUCACCAUGUGGUCAAGGCAGGGAACCGAGUCCAGCGUGCCGCUGUGUGUAUCCAAUUACAGGAAAACUCAUCUUCAGGUCUCCUUCCUUCUCAGGUUUUUCCAAUAACACCAACUUCAUAAUGCUCCAUCAGGGGAUAGCAGAUUUCUUUAGGGACCCCAGUUAUCAAGUGGACUCCGUGGCCAUCAGAAACUUUAGAGAGACUGCAACUGGUCAUCAGCUUCUAGUAGACCUCUUGUUAUUUCCAUUGGACAAGGAGAGCUUUAAUCAGACAGAAAUGAAUAGUGCUAUUUCUGCGUUUAGCACUCAUACAUAUGACCCUCCUGAAAUAUUUGGGCCUUACAUUUUCAGAGCUGAUCAGUACCGUCCGUUUUCUGGAGGUUCCAUUUCAACAAACACGGGCAUUGUCAUCGGAGCAGUAGUUGGUGCCGUGGUUCUUGUAAUGUUGUUAACCAUAGCUGGGAUUUACGGUCUUAGGCAGAAGAAGAGAGCAGAGAAAGCCACUGGUCAAAAUAAUCCUUUUGCCAAAUGGAAUCAGAGUACAAGCAGUGUCGAUGCUCCGCAGCUAACGGGAGCAAAAGCAUUUACUUUUGAAGAGUUGAGGAAAUGCACGGACAACUUCUCAGAGGCAAAUGAUGUUGGAGGUGGAGGUUAUGGCAAGGUGUACAAAGGGAUUCUUCCCUCUGGGAAACUCCUAGCCAUCAAAAGAGCGCAACAAGGAUCUUCUCAAGGGGAGUUGGAGUUUAAAACUGAGAUUGAGCUUCUUUCAAGGGUCCAUCAUAAGAAUGUCGUCAAACUCUUAGGCUUUUGUUUUGAUCGAAGUGAACAAAUGCUUGUAUACGAGUACAUUCCAAAUGGCUCUCUUACCGACGGUCUAUCAGGUAAGAAUGGUAUUAGACUUGAUUGGACUAGAAGGCUCAAAAUAGCACUUGGGUCCAGCAAGGGUUUGGCUUAUCUUCAUGAGCUUGCUGAUCCACCAAUUAUACACAGAGACAUCAAAUCAAAUAAUAUACUACUUGAUGAAAAUUUAAACGCAAAGGUUGCCGACUUUGGCCUCUCAAAACUUGUGGGAGACCCUGAGAAAAAUCAUGUGACAACACAAGUGAAAGGAACUAUGGGCUAUCUGGAUCCUGAGUACUACAUGACGAAUCAAUUGACUGAGAAGAGCGAUGUGUAUGGGUUUGGUGUGGUGAUGCUUGAGCUAUUAACUGGUAAAAGUCCGAUCGUGGGCGGCAAAUACGUGGUGAAAGAGGUGAAGGCAAAGAUGGAUAAAUCAAGGAACUUGUAUGACCUGCAAGAAUUGGUGGCCACGACUAUCAUUGCAAACAGUGAAAAUCUGAACGGGUUUGAGAAGUAUGUGGAUCUUGCUUUGAGAUGUGUGGAUGGGGAAGGAGUGAAGAGACCAUCCAUGGGUGAGGUUGUCAAAGAGAUUGAGAACAUUAUGCAGCUUGCGGGAUUAAACCCUUAUAUUGAUUCAGCGACUAAUUCGAGAACGUACCAGGAAGCAAGCAAAGGAUCUGGUGAUCCUUAUGGCUAGGAAAUCCAGUGAUUGAAUUUUUUUUUUGUUAAACUCAUAAAUGAUUUCUUUCUUGAUGCUUCGUGAUUGUGGACUCGUAAAUGAAUUUGUUUUGGUUUAUUAUGUUUCUUCUGUUU
Molecule: messenger RNA, 3539 nt
Organism: Brassica oleracea var. oleracea
Lineage: Eukaryota; Viridiplantae; Streptophyta; Magnoliopsida; Brassicales; Brassicaceae
Product: probable leucine-rich repeat receptor-like protein kinase At5g49770
Exons: 19
Coding region: 607-3423 (938 amino acids)
Biological process (GO): protein phosphorylation
Molecular function (GO): protein kinase activity; ATP binding; protein binding
Source: RefSeq, a predicted model, not a curated record